CUUUCUUCUCCUGCGUCUUAUUUUUAUUAUAUCUUUGAAAAAGUCAUUAUUUUCAGGCUUAAAGAAAUGCUAACUGGAGAGCACGUCUAAAACAUGUAAACUCCAAACAGAUGAGAAUCACUGAGGAUUCAAAUGCUUAUCUUUCUGCUGUAAGGCAAGAGCACUAGCCACUCUCCCACAGUGUGGUCUGUUAUGAACCAUAUCUGUAAGUACAUUUAAUAAUGCCCUCUUCAUUCUUCUUCUUCUUCUUCCUGUUUUUAUUACGAUAGCAUGAGAGCAGAUAAGAAAAGAUAAUCCCCUAUUUCAGUCACGGGAUGGAGAAUUGUACUGGGAGGAGGGAGGGGCGCCCCCUAUAGAAAGUUUGAAAAAAAAAGGGAUAAAACCAAAUCAGCUUUUUGCGCGUCAGUCAGAGCGGAGGAAUGAAGCGGAGAGGAGCAACAGCUGUAGUGACUGCAUCAUCAUCACCAUCAUCAUCAUCAUCAUCAUCAUCAUCAUCACUAUCAGCAGCAGCAGCAGCAGCAGCAGGAUUACAGUCAGUGAUACCUCCGUCUGUGCUCCCAGGGAGAAAAACUCUCCUAAUUACAGGUAAACAAACCGUUUAUCUGUUCCUUUUAUUAAUUCAUUUAUUCAUUUUUUUCCAGAUUUGAAUCAUUUAUUCUGUCAAGCAAAAACAAAUCUCUCUGAUUUGAUGGGUCUGGUCUUUUUUUUUUAACCCCGACCUCGUUGCGCACGGACUCGGGGUUGUUUUUGGCAUAAAUCUCACGCCGCCUUGACAGCUGACACUCUCUUCUCUGUCUUUUCUCAGUCUUUCACAGGUGAAGUCCCGCCGGGCGAUGCGCACAGAUAAGGAGCUUUACGCGUUCCAGGAGUGCGCGUUCCAGGAUCGUUGAGGCACUUUCUCUUUUGCGCAUCACUCUAUCGGACUCUGUCGGACUCUAUCGGACUCUGUCGGACUCUAUCGGACUCUGUCGGACUCUAUGCAUUAUGAUGUUCCACCAGCUGACGGAGCCUUCAGUGAACGGCACCUGCACAGGAGCCACUGUGUGCAACGGCAGCGCGGACGGAGACACGCUGCAGCUCCCGACCUUCUCCACCGCGGCCAAAGUCAGGGUCAUCAUCACCUUUUCCCUGUGCGCCGUGUCCGCCGUCUGCAACCUGCUGGUGCUGUGGGCGGCCAGCAACGGCGGCAAGCGCAAGUCCCACGUCCGGAUCCUGAUCAUGAACCUGACGGUGGCGGAUCUGCUGGUGACUUUUAUCGUGAUGCCCGUGGACGCGGUGUGGAACAUCACCGUGCAGUGGCAGGCUGGUGACGCCGCCUGCAGGCUGCUGAUGUUCAUGAAGCUGGUGGCCAUGUACUCCUGCGCCUUCAUGACCGUGGUCAUCAGCCUGGACCGGCAGUCGGCCAUCCUCAACCCGCUGGGCAUCAGCGAGGCCAAGAGGAAAAGCAAAAUCAUGCUGACCGUGGCCUGGACCAUGAGUGUGAUCCUGGCGCUGCCUCAGAUGUUUCUGUUUCACAACGUGACCAUCACUGUCCCCGCCAACUUCACACAGUGCACCACCUACGGCAGCUUCAUGCAGCACUGGCAGGAGACCGUCUACAACAUGUUCACCUUCGUGUGCCUCUUCCUCCUGCCUCUGAUCAUCAUGAUCUUCUGCUACACACGGAUUCUCGUGGAGAUCUCCAGCCGCAUGGCUCGGGUGGUGUCUCGGGACGUCCACCUCCGCCGCUCCCACAACAACAUCCCCAAAGCUCGGAUGAGGACUCUGAAGAUGAGCAUUGUCAUCGUGACGUCCUUCAUCAUCUGCUGGACCCCCUACUACCUGCUGGGUCUGUGGUACUGGCUGUACCCUGAGGACAUGGAGGAGACGGUGUCCCACUCGCUGACCCACAUGUUGUUUAUCUUUGGCCUCUUUAACGCGUGCCUCGACCCCAUCAUCUACGGCCUGUUUACGAUUCACCUGAAUCACCGUGUCCGCAGAUGCUGCCGCCGGUCCAACACCCCCACGGAAUUAGAAAACAACACUUGCCUCCUGCACAUGACGCACCUGUCAACUCACAGGCACAACGCCUCAGAGAGCCACAGUGCCGAGGCGGGGGAGGGGGGAAACAAGUUGUCCAACAUAAGACCCAGCUCCAGGACCAUCAUCCCCAUCAGCAAGAUAGCAUGAAUUUAAACAGGAGCCGCUGCUUUUCCAUGGUUUUUAUUAUUUAUUAAUUUAUUAUUUGCUUGGUUUUUAGUUCGAUCGUUUUUCAUUUUUUGGUGCUUUUGAAGUGACAAAUCGUACCGUUUGAUU
Molecule: messenger RNA, 2295 nt
Organism: Cynoglossus semilaevis (tongue sole)
Lineage: Eukaryota; Metazoa; Chordata; Actinopteri; Pleuronectiformes; Cynoglossidae
Gene: gnrhr4
Product: gonadotropin releasing hormone receptor 4
Exons: 3
Coding region: 985-2169 (394 amino acids)
Biological process (GO): G protein-coupled receptor signaling pathway; cellular response to hormone stimulus
Cellular component (GO): plasma membrane
Molecular function (GO): G protein-coupled receptor activity; protein-hormone receptor activity; peptide binding
Source: RefSeq, a predicted model, not a curated record